Orbilia oligospora ATCC 24927 is the source of this 1569-nucleotide messenger RNA. RefSeq lists its product as uncharacterized. Gene Ontology annotation, biological process: protein N-linked glycosylation. Lineage: Eukaryota; Fungi; Ascomycota; Orbiliomycetes; Orbiliales; Orbiliaceae. The record is from RefSeq and is a predicted model, not a curated record. Gene Ontology annotation, molecular function: dolichyl pyrophosphate Glc1Man9GlcNAc2 alpha-1,3-glucosyltransferase activity. The coding region runs from base 1 to 1569 and encodes 522 amino acids. The transcript has 3 exons. Gene Ontology annotation, cellular component: endoplasmic reticulum membrane.
AUGCCUGGUGCUGGCUACAGCUCUCAAGCUGCUGUUAAUCCCAUCAUAGUAUGUACAUACGCCUCCGGCGCGAAGAUAACCGCCCCCUAUUUUACACCGUUUAAGCCUAAUGGUCUUUGUUCUGACUACAUAUCGAUUAUUAGUAGAUCCACAGAUUUCGAAGUCCACCGCAAUUGGCUCGCUAUCACACACAGCUUGCAUCCUUCCCAGUGGUAUAUAGAAGAUACAUCGGAAUGGACAUUGGACUACCCACCCUUCUUCGCAGCUUUCGAAUGGGUUCUUUCCCAAGUCGCCCAGUUCUUCGACCCGGGCAUGCUUCAAGUCAAGAACCUCAACUACGCCUCCGUUGAAACAGUCUAUUUCCAACGUUUAAGUGUUAUUGUUACGGAAUUAAUACUGGUCCUCUCACUCCGAAGAUUCGUGAAUGUUCAGACAAAUGCCCAAACGAAGAAAGGUGCCAAUAUUAUCGCCUUGUCCCUGCUUCUAUCUCCGGCUUUCCUGAUAAUUGACCAUAUCCAUUUCCAAUACAAUGGGAUGAUGUUUGGGAUCCUCAUCUUCUCCCUAACCGAUGCAUUGACCGACAAUCUUCUCCGAAGCGGCAUUCUAUUCGCCAUUCUACUUUGCUUUAAGCAUAUCUACCUCUACAUCGCCCCAGCUUACUUUGCAUACCUCCUCCGUAGAUAUUGUUUGGGCAAAAAUCUCCUCGACAUCCAAUUUUUCAACUGCAUCAAACUCGGAGUUUCAAUCGUCUCGAUAUUUAGCGUGGCUUUUGGCUACUUUGUAGCGAUCGGCCAAGUCCCCCAACUACUUAGCCGAUUGUUCCCUUUCUCUCGAGGAUUAUGCCACGCGUAUUGGGCGCCAAAUGCUUGGGCAUUAUAUGCCUUCGCAGACCGGAUUCUCAUACACAUAGCGCCGAGGCUUAAUCUAAAUAUCGACUCAGCUAGUUUGGGUUCAGCGACCAGAGGAUUAGUUGGAGAUACCUCGUUCGCCGUUUUGCCAAAUAUUCCACCAAGGGUGACCUUUGUCUUGACUCUAGCUGUUCAACUGGUUUGUCUUGUCAAGAUCUUUUCGAAACCUACACCAAUUAGAUUUAUAGGCGCAGUUACAUUGUGCGGAUUCGCGUCGUUCAUGUUUGGAUGGCACGUUCAUGAGAAGGCCGUUUUGUUGCCAUUGGUACCAUUCAGCCUACUCGCCUUGCAGGAUCGGCGGUAUCUUGGUGCCUUCAGGCCGCUCGCGAUUGCCGGGCACCUUUCAUUGUUCCCACUGGUUUUCAAAGCUGCCGAGUUCCCUAUCAAGUCGGCUUACACGGUCCUAUGGAUUAUGGUAUUUUUCAUGACAUUCGAUACGGUCGUCCCUGUUGCAAAAUCCCAAAGAAUUUUCCUUCUCGAUCGUUUUGAAAUCGUCUACAUGACUAUAGGCGUCCCUCUCAUUCUUUACACCGAGCUCUUUCACUUCGCGAUCUUUGGAUCUAGACUCGAGUUCCUCCCACUCAUGUUCACAAGCGCAUAUUGCGCAUUAGGGAUCCUUGGAAGUUUCCUUGGGUUCUUCGUUCUCUAUCUUACAGAAUAA